UUAGUGUUCUAGUACGUAGACUUGGAAAAUAUUAUUCGUCAUCAUGGUUUUUGCUCUUUGGCUUUAAAUACAGUCUUGUUUCGUAUGCAUGUCAAGACUUAUAAGACUCAGAGCAAAUUCCAUGCCUCUUCUUGAAAUUCUUCUAACCACUCUGUAAUAGUGGAUAUGUAUAUAUAUGCAUGUUAACGGCUCUGGUAGCUAACCUACUCUGAUCUGUCUAUUGCAUAAUAAUUAUGUUGUAUAUUUUGUAUUACUAUAUAUUUGUAACGAUAUGCAGAAGUUGACUGAUAGGUUUUGCAGAUAUUUAUUGCUCACAUCAAAUUAUUUUAAUAGCAGGACACAUAUCAGAAAAUACUCACAUUUAAGUUGUAAGAGAAAGUCAUGCACUGUGGACAGAGUUCAAAUAUCAAAUUUUGGACAGAUAUACAUCCCAGCAAGUCAGCAAGUGCAAUCACAUGCAAAUGCAAAGCCAAGGUUUCGUUUGAAGAGACUUACAUUAAAAUCAAAUGAUUUAAAUAACCUUAAACAAAUGAGUGAACCUUGGCAACCCACUCCAAACCAUGUUAGCUACGGAGGACAAUUUAUUGAAAUUUCUAGUGAUGACGACAGUGCCUCUGAAUCCUGGCAGGACAAUAUCAAUAGAGAGUCUACAAGUUGUGCUAGUCAAUCUCCAAAUUCUUCUAAUAUACCACCAGAUUUUCGAACCUGGGAGUCAACUGGCAAAACUACGAAGACCAACAAUGGUAACCCAUUGAGGUUUCGCGUGGUGUCGUACAACGUGUUAGCGCAGUACCUGUUAGAAUGUCACCCGUACUUGUACACAGAGUGCACACCUCGAAACUUGAAGUGGAAGAUCCGUGCGGCGCGACUGUAUGACGAAAUAUUGAAGUUGUCGCCUGACAUUUUAUGUCUCCAAGAAGUACAAGCAUCCCACCUAAACAGUUUUUAUUCAAAAUUCGAGAAAAUUGGUUACUCUGGCAUAUUUAAAAGGAAAACGGGACACCGCCAUGAUGGAUGCGCUAUUUAUUUCAAACACUCGCUUUUUGAAUUGCAAGAUACUGUCAGUGUGGAGUUCUACCAACCAGAGCUUCCCAUACUUAACCGCGACAACAUAGGCAUGAUGGUGAAACUGGUCCCUCGACAUUGCCCCGACACCCCUAUAGUGGUGGUCACCACCCACCUUCUCUACAACCCGAAGCGCACCGACGUCAGACUGGCUCAGAUGCAGGUGUUGCUGGCCGAAAUUGACAGAUUUGCGUACUUCGACAACGGGAGAGAAUCGGGUCACAUACCCGUGAUCUUGACCGGCGACUUUAACUCGACGCCGGAUAGUGCUGUCGUCAGGCUGCUCGACAAAGGACACGUCAGCGCCAGUCCGUUCCGGGACAGUUCGGAUUGGCAGAAAAUCGGCGUGACAGAUAACUGCCAACAUCUCUCCGUUUACUUGAACCGGUCCAAAGGAUUGCCUACUGAUUUUUGUAUGACAAAGAUCUACAAUUCGGAAUACCGGUCCACCUUGCCCGAGCUCGUGGACGGCUCGUCCAGCCGCGGCGAAGAAUACGGCGAGCUGUUCAACAGUGGCGCGCUGGGCCACGGCUUCAACCUGGCCUCCGUCUACGACAAGGUCAAACACGACGGCAGCCACGAGGCCACCACCUUCCAGGACUACUGGGUCACAGUCGACUAUAUUUACUUUAGUUGCUGCAGCAGCCUAAAGCUGGUGGAGAGACUGCGGCUGCCCACCGCGGCCGAGUGCCAGGCGCUGGGCAAGCUCCCCAACGACGUGUACGGCUCCGACCAUCUCGUGCUAGGAGGAACCUUCGAACUUAAGUCAGUUAAGUCCUCCUUAUAACGUAGCCUUAUGAUUCUGUUGAUUAAAAAAAUAUGACCGAGAAAUAUUUUUGUAGCGAUAAGAAUAAUUACUGUCGCUGAUUUAAAUCUACUGACGUGAUUUCAAGGCAUAGGAAGUGCUUCUGGUUUCAAUAGAUGAAACCAGAAGAACAUUGCCAAUUUGUAUUACUUCGCAAAUUUCAUAACAUGUUAUUAAUUAUUAUGUACCGGUUAGGUCUCCUGUAUACUCUUAAUGUAAAAUGUUACAUAGUACUUAUAGGGCACUCCAAAAUUCAGUAUUCUUAUUGUGUUUUAGAUAUGAACAGUAAUAUUAUAUGUUAUAACAAUUUUCAGAAAGUAUGAAAAUAUAUACGUAUUUUAUAAUCCAUGCAAACUAUAAAAAUCAACUAAAAUUCAGGAAAAUUGUUCAAUAAGGAAAGAUAGUUUAAUAAAGGGUUAGCAGCGUGCAUUAUUCAGGCCCUGGCCUCUGGAGUGGCAAGCGUCCUUACUAAUGAACUGGGAUUUGGUUGCACCGCCGCGGUAUUCCAAUUAGAAAUAGUAAUGUACAAUUUUAAGCUCGUGUUGCCUUAGAAACUGCUGUAAUAUUUUUAUAUAAUAAACUACAAUAAAAUAAAAUGUAGGUAAAUAGGCUUAUUGUUUCCCUAUUUGCAAUCAAAUCCCCGAUCACUGGUCCUUAGACAAUCAUAUUUCGUUUUCGACAGAAGAUCCACAAAUUACACAAUGCAAAUAACUUCGUGAACCAGGAGCACUUCUUAAGUUUUUAUCUCUAUUAUUAUAAUAAACAUUGUGACAAAAGACCUAUAGUGUUGUGAAAAUGCUUGAAGGUGUAGUCAAGGAGACAAUCUUUAUUGUUAUGCCAAUAGAAAAGUAAAUGUAUGUAAAAACUUA
Messenger RNA from Leguminivora glycinivorella, 2739 nucleotides. It is a transcript of the gene angel, whose product is annotated as protein angel homolog 2. Bases 272 to 1852 code for a protein of 526 amino acids. Gene Ontology annotation, molecular function: 3'-5'-RNA exonuclease activity. NCBI's taxonomy places the organism in Eukaryota, Metazoa, Arthropoda, Insecta, Lepidoptera, Tortricidae. The transcript has 10 exons. The record is from RefSeq and is a predicted model, not a curated record.